AUCUAAAUAUAAUGUAAAUAUAAUUAUUGGUAUACUUUAUAUACAGAAUAUCAACAAUAAGUGAAACAAAUAAUUAAUUGAUUUUGAAUUAUAUUGAGGACUGACUGUAUUGACUCAUCAGUCAAAUUGAUUGCAUGUAAACAAAAGUGACUCAAAUUGAGUGAAUGUUUUGAUUGCCAUUCAAUUAAUGACUCAUUUGUUUGAAUCAAAUAUCAAUUGAAUGAAACAAUUAAUGUUUGGAUUGUUUUUGUAUUGAUUAGUGAUAUCAUUGUUUAUAUGAGUAAUCAUUAGAUUAUUAACUCAUUGAUUGUUAACAUUUAUUUGGUAUUAAAGUGAUAGUUGUGUUGAUUGGUGUCAAUCGAUGGCCACUAAUAAUAUAUCCAUAACUUCUUCUGUUAUUAAUGAGACGACCAGUUCAUUACCACACAUACCGACACAAUCGCCACGAUUAACACAUGAGAAGCGGUCCAAUCAAUGGAUCAAAUUGAAUGUCGGCGGUACUCACUUUAUGACCACAAGAAUCACUUUAUGCAGAGAUCAGAACUCAUUUCUUUAUAGACUCUGUCAGGAAGACCACGACCUCAACAGUGAUAAAGACGAAACGGGAGCUUAUCUUAUAGAUAGAGAUCCGUCUUAUUUCGGACCUAUUCUUAAUUACUUAAGACACGGAAAGCUUAUCAUUGAUAAGGACUUGUCUGAAGAAGGAGUCUUAGAAGAAGCAGAGUUUUACAACAUAACAGAAUUAAUAAAGUUAUUAAAGCAAAGAAUCACUGAACGCAAUAACAAUAAAAAAGUGGACAAUAGUCGCAAACAUGUUUAUCGUGUCCUCCAAUGCCAUGAGGAUGAGCUGACACAUGUUGUAUCCACUCUAUCUGAUGGCUGGAAGUUUGAACAGUUGAUUAAUAUUGGAUCAAAUUAUAAUUAUGAAGAACAGGCAGAAUUCCUGUGCGUUGUGUCCCGCGAUUAUCCCAAUAGCAAUGCAAGUGAUCGCAGGAUCGGCUCAACUGAUAAAGCAAAGUUGAUCCAACAAAAAGCAGCGAACAUGUGAACUCAGUUACGACUUAAUCCAUCCAUUUGUAAGAAAGGGUCUGUUAUUGAUGAAUGAAUAUAUAGUAUAUGUUUUGAAGUCAUUGAGCAUACGCUUUGAAUUGCUUAUUGAUUUAAUUCAUUUGUGUAUACAAUAAAGCCGGUGCUUAUGUUAUAAUUAAAGACCGGUUUUUAUAUUCACAUAUUUAUUAAUUCACUUAAAGUGCUCUGUUUUUGGGCACAUUUUCACAUUUUAGUCCACUUUUUAUAUAUGAAUAUUGUUUGUAUUUGUUGACUGAUUGUAUGACUUUUUACCAAAGAUUUACAAGAUUUGAUAAAUAGGUUUUCACAACAAAACAAAUGUGAAGACCUUAGGUGACUGUCACUCACCUAAAGCUUAUGACUAAAUUAAAUGUUAAGUUUUAAAUGUGUACAACAAAUAUGUGUUUAAAUGCAAAUAAUGACAUUAGAGCGCCAUUGGCCUAAGUUUAUGCCUAAUAUAAUAUAAUGUUAUAAUUUGGUAUACAAUCGACUAUAUAAUUGCAUAAAUUUAUAAUACUGUAUAUCGACUAUUUUAAACAUAUUAGUAAAUAUCAAAAAGUUAUUAACUAUUUGACUCAAAUUAUGACAUUUAUAAUUAUGAGUGACUGUCGGUAGUGCCGGCACUUACCGUAAGUUACGCAUAAAUACGAGCAUACAUUACCUUAAUAUGAAUUUACAGUAAAUCAAUUAU
This is a messenger RNA of Oppia nitens, 1759 nucleotides long. It is a transcript of the gene inc, whose product is annotated as BTB/POZ domain-containing protein KCTD5-like. NCBI's taxonomy places the organism in Eukaryota, Metazoa, Arthropoda, Arachnida, Sarcoptiformes, Oppiidae. Gene Ontology annotation, molecular function: cullin family protein binding. Gene Ontology annotation, biological process: proteasome-mediated ubiquitin-dependent protein catabolic process; protein homooligomerization. The record is from RefSeq and is a predicted model, not a curated record. The coding region runs from base 362 to 1048 and encodes 228 amino acids. Gene Ontology annotation, cellular component: cytoplasm; Cul3-RING ubiquitin ligase complex. The transcript has 4 exons.